Messenger RNA from Dichotomopilus funicola, 2043 nucleotides. RefSeq lists its product as uncharacterized. Lineage: Eukaryota; Fungi; Ascomycota; Sordariomycetes; Sordariales; Chaetomiaceae. Bases 1 to 2043 code for a protein of 680 amino acids. Gene Ontology annotation, cellular component: mitochondrion. The record is from RefSeq and is a predicted model, not a curated record. Gene Ontology annotation, molecular function: ATP binding; ATP hydrolysis activity. The transcript has a single exon.
AUGCGUCUUCCGUCGGGCCCGCCGCCCAUAAUCCGCAUCGCUAAUGGCACUUUCUACCGAAACCAACCGGGCACAGUGUCGGCCCUCACCUCUCACGCCCAUGCUCACGCAAACCCGGCGCUCUUCAAGGACCUCACGUUUGAGCUCCCCGCGCGGAGCCCGACACCCCAGAACUGGUGCGUCGUAGGGCCGUCCCUGUCCGGAAAGACCACGCUGCUGCAAAUUCUUCGCGGACAGCACUUGGCUUUCCCGCCUACGGCCCGUUCGUUCCCGUAUCUGAGCACGGAAGACGUCCCGUACCGCUUGCGGACGCCGGCUCGCGCGAUCCAGUAUGUCGGGUUUGACUCGCAAACCGGCGGUGGCAGCCUCGGCCCGGCUGCAUCUACCUACCUGUCUGCACGGUACGAGUCGCGGCGGGAGAUCACGGACUUUUCGCUGCACGACUUCCUGUUGGGCAACAUGGAGCUGAACCCGUCCAAGCCGGUCGGCGGCAGCGACGAUGGUACUGUAGAUGGGAAGUUGUUCAAGCGUGUGACGGCGGAUCUGCGGCUGGAGAGCCUGCUGGAUCUGCCUGUGACGUUCUUGUCCAACGGACAGGGCAGGCGAGCCCGCAUUGCCCGCGCGCUUUUGACCACCCCGGAGGUGCUGUUGCUCGAUGAGCCGUUUAUGGGGCUGGAUCCUCCCACUGUCGCGGGCCUGAGUCCGUUGCUACACUCGCUGGCAGAGAAGGCCAGUCCACGGUUGGUGUUGGGUGCUCGGCCGCAGGACCCCAUGCCGGGGUGGAUUACACAUUUGAUCUACCUCCGGACGGAUACCCAAAUAGGUGCAAUGGGUACCAAGGACGUGGUUAUGGAAGGGCUGAGGACAUACGUGCGGGGAGUCCGGAAUGGGAAGCUCCCGGAAGACGAAACGCUUCCCGUGCAUGCGCUGAGCGAGAUGGGUAGGGUUCUCACGAAGGACGGUGUUUCUGGCGAGGGUUUGGCCGAGGACUUCUCAAUAUCCGUGACCCAAGGUAUUGCGGACUCUGCGACGAGCAAAGAGCUAGGCGAGCCUCUGGUGGAAAUGAACGGCUGUAAAGUGCAGUACGGACCUAGAAUCGCCCUGGGGAACUGGACCGAGGAGAAAGACGGCAAGACUGUCACUGGGCUACAGUGGACAGUUCGACGAGGCGAGCGAUGGGGCGUGUUUGGGCCCAACGGCUCUGGCAAGACCACCAUCGUGUCACUCCUCUGCUCCGACCACCCCCAGACGUAUUCCCUUCCCAUCAAGCUUUUCGGUCGCAGCAGACUCCCGGAGCCAGGCUCUGGCGAACGCCCGCUCACCUUCUGGGAUAUCCAAUCUCGCAUUGGCCACUCCAGUCCGGAGAUACACCAGCAUAUGCCACGCAGCCUGACACUCCGCAAGGUACUCGAGAGCGCGUGGGCUGACACCUUCCGUAGCAAGCCGAAGCUGGACGAUGCUGCCACAGACCAAGUAGAGGCCACGCUGAGAUGGUUUGAGCAGGAACUCAAUCCGGCCUACCGCAAGCAGGCCACAGCGGGAACACCGGUGCCGUCGGAGACGGCUGAUGACUCGGUGGCAUGGGCAAAGGACUACAUGUUUGGCGAGCUAUCCUUUAGCGCCCAGCGCAUCCUGCUCUUCCUCCGGGCCAUCAUCAAGCACCCAGACGUGGUGGUGCUCGACGAGGCGUUCGGCGGUAUGGAUGACGCCGUGCGGGAUAAGUGCAUGCUCUUCCUGGCGCAUGGCGAAGAGAAGGUGUAUUCUCUCGAGACUAAGCAAGGGGACGGGGGACUUGCGGGGGCUACCGUGGUGGAUAGCUCUGCUGCGAAGGCGGGUAGGGUUAAAGUAACAGGUCUGUCGGAAAGGCAGGCGCUGAUUUGCAUCAGCCAUGUCAAGGAAGAAGUACCAGACUGUGUAAGGGAGUGGCUGUGUCUGCCCGAGGCGAAUACUGGGUUGCCGGCGAGGUUUGGACGGCUGGAUGGGCCGCUACGGGGCAAGGCGAAGCGGUGGACUGAGAUCUGGGGCGCCGGACAGGGCGCAUGA